Messenger RNA from Musa acuminata subsp. malaccensis (wild Malaysian banana), 471 nucleotides. The record is from RefSeq and is a predicted model, not a curated record. NCBI's taxonomy places the organism in Eukaryota, Viridiplantae, Streptophyta, Magnoliopsida, Zingiberales, Musaceae.
AUGGAGCUGGAGAUGACUAGUGCAAAGAAGAAGCCUACGGUCUCUGUGAAGAAGACAUCAGCGCCACCACCUCGGCUGCUGUCGUCGCUUAUGAAACCGAUCAAGGUGAGGAGCUUCACGAGGGAGGAGAUCGACCGGUACUGGAGGACGAGAAGAAUGGUCGAAGAGGACCACCUCCUCUUUGCCGAGAAGGCGGCGGCCCGGAUCAGUGCCAAGGCUCUCGAAGGGGGCGACCACCAACAAUUCGAGGAACUUCUGAAGGAGAUGUUGGAGGAGGAUGUGAAGGAGAAGACCAGCAGCGAAAACGAGGAGCUACGGAUAGGAAUCAAGGACUGGUGGACCAAGAGCAAGUAUGCCUAUCUGAACCAGCCGGCCAUCAGAUCCAUGGGGGAUAAUGCAGCGGCCGAACGAGCCAACUCCACCACGUAUCUCCCACAGAAGGCCUGCUGUUACUCCCCUCCUGCCAUGUAG